Molecule: messenger RNA, 1141 nt
Organism: Ipomoea nil (Japanese morning glory)
Lineage: Eukaryota; Viridiplantae; Streptophyta; Magnoliopsida; Solanales; Convolvulaceae
Exons: 3
Coding region: 162-1040 (292 amino acids)
Source: RefSeq, a predicted model, not a curated record
CGUUAAUCUAUAGACACUUAAAACAAAAAAAUUUUAAAAAAAUUAAAUUUCUCAGCAGUCAACCAUUACCAUUUCUUUCUGAUCUAUUCAUGUCCCUAUAUAUGUACUACUUAACCCACAAGUUCUCUAAGCACACAACAUAAAUUUUUAUUAUUGAGGAUAUGGAAGGUUUGGCUUCACUUUCAGUGAAAUCUAUGCUUCCCACUUCUUCUUGUAACAUUGCCAAAACCAAAGACUUUCUUGUUGAUAUAGAGAAGAGAGAGGUCAGAGAAGGAGAGGACAAAAAACAAACUCUGCUUCUUAAACUCACAGAAACCGUAUCAAGAAAUCAGAUUUCAAUAGUAGCACACGGCUAUGUUAAGAGUAUCAUCAGGGAAAUGCUCAAAUUCUAUGAUCAUCUUAUCAGCCUCAAGAAUCUUCGUGGAACAAAACUACUCUGCAGGAUUUCAGUUUUAAUUUCUGUUGAGCCGAGGAACAUAGUGAGAUCAAUAAAAGGCUUGCUCAAUCCAACUCCUCCUGGACUUCCAGGCCAGACAGAUGUUACAAUAAACGAUGAGGUAAGACCGAGUAGUGCAACGACGGCGGCGACGGCGGAGGGUUCCGCUUCCGGGAGGCGUUGGCCCCCUUCGGGAAUUCCGAAAUGCAAGGAUUAUGGCACGAGUUUCAAACGGGCCGAAAACGCGAUGCUAGUCCUGGCAAUGCUGACGGCGGCUGCGACCUUCUCCGCCGCGUGCGCCUUCGCCGGCGUGGUCUCCAAGGACAGUGAGACGGCGGAGAGGGAUUUCUCGAGCCUCGCCGGCCCCUUCGUGCUGUUGAAUUCCGCGGGGUUCGUAGCUUCCGUGGCGGUUAUCAUGUCGGUGUUGAAUCCGCUGCCGCUGAAACCGUGGCCGCAGAUAUCGGUGUGUUCUUGGUUCGGGUCUUACAUGUGUUUGAUGAUGAAGCUGUCGCCGCAUGAAGCUCUGAUUCUGCUCUGUGUCUCUGUUCCAUUGCUUGUGUUGGCGGCUACGGGGAAGUUAUUCAAAUUCUCACAAUGGGUUUAGUCCAUAAAUAUUAUCCUUAUGGAGAUGGAGCUUUGGUGUAUUUUGUCAUGAGUAUGAUUUAUUUAUAGUAUUUCAUGGACUUAUUUGUAUCUUGUAUUUAU